Closterium sp. NIES-65 is the source of this 1653-nucleotide messenger RNA. Lineage: Eukaryota; Viridiplantae; Streptophyta; Zygnematophyceae; Desmidiales; Closteriaceae. The record is from the annotation of a GenBank genome assembly.
AUGGUGCCGUUGCAGGGACUUUGGGGGCAGUUGUGUCGGUGGGCAGAGCAGGCACGCCUGGCAGGGUUGCCGUCGCAGGUGUUAGACUUUAUCCUGCAGCCGCGCACUCCGUGUUUGGAGCGGGCUACCAGGGCUUGGGAGCGGUUUCGGGUGUGCAGAUUCUACUUGCUACCGAAGCUGCACAAGACUCCAGUAGCCGGCAGGCCUAUCUGCUCGUCCACGCUCUGGGUUUUUGAGCAUGCAUCGGCAGUCUUAGACCACUACCUCCGCCCUUUACUACGGUUUUCACCCUCGCACCUUCCAGACUCACUUGCACUUUUGCACCAGCUAGAGGACCUUCGUGUGCCAGCAGAGGCUCUCUUCUUGACCUACGACGUUGAGAGCCUCUACCCGUCGAUCCCUAUCGACGCAGGUAUCAGCUGCAUCGAGAGGUGGUUGCUUCGGUGGGCAGCACAGGAGAGGAUUUCAGGGGGGGUAGCAGACACACUGGUGCAGCUGUUGGGGUUGGUCAUGAGGCAGAACCACCUCGAGUUUGGUGGUCGUUUUUGGCGGCAGGUUCGGGGGACUGCUAUGGGCACGCCUGUAGCAGUGAUCUACGCGGUUCUGUUCAUGGCUUGGUUAGACGAGAGGUUGCUAGAGACAGAGCCCGAGUUGUCGCAGCACGUCCUUCUCCACCGCAGGUUCAUAGACGACGGGGUGGUGGUUUGGACGGGGACACGGGAGCGGCUGCUGGAGUGGGUGGGGGCGUUUGGUGGGUUGGAGCAGACUAUUCGACUGACCCACGAGAUCUCCACCUCACAGUUCACCUUGCUGGAUAUCACGUUCAGCAAGGGAGAGCUCUGGCAGACGACGGCUAUCUUGGACACCACGACCUUCCAGAAGCCGCUCAACGUGUACCAGUACUUUCCUUUCUCCUCCGCGCACCCCUCUCACUGCAAGAGGGGCUUCAUCUUGGGUGAGCUGCAGCGGUACAUUCUGAGGGAGUCCAGUUCUCGAGGGUUUAGGAGUAUCAGGUCGGCCUUCUACGCUCGGCUGCGGGCGCGGAGGUACCCAGACACUUUCUUGCAGCCGAUCUUCAGCAGCAUCUCCUACGCACGACGCCCGGAGCUUCUUGCCAGGUCACGGGCUCGGGGGGAGGGGGAACAGGAGGCGCAGCAGCGGGUUCUCCCUCUUGUUCUCGACUUCCACCCGAGUGUGCAGCAGGUCCGCUGGGGGCACCUCCGUCGCUCCGACAGCUACUCGUGCGAGCGUCGUUCAGGUGACUGGGGUGCCCCUCUCUCGCCGUCGCCGCACAGCACGUCACUUGUCUUCUGUGGGUGUCGUGCCGUCUCGGUUAGUCGUCUGCCGCCUCCCCGCCCUUCCUCCUUGUUUCACAGCACGUGCACACGGGUGGGGCCUUGGAGCGAGCACCUUUCUGCACUUCGCAGCGGCGUGCUGCAUUUGGUUGGGCCGUCGCAGCAGCACCAUCCCCCGUCCAGUCUCUUCGUUUUCUCACACAGGCUGGACCCAGGGAUGCACGACAGCCUCCCGCCUGACUUCUUUGAUUUCAGCCACACAGACCGUUAUGAGUACUGGGAUGCCUUUCUCCUCUUUGCACGGGACUUGGGUUUUGGUAGCAUGUGCAUUGUACCUUCCCCACCUCUGGCCAUAUGA